Messenger RNA from Pseudophryne corroboree (corroboree frog), 1790 nucleotides. Its product is annotated as derriere protein-like. NCBI's taxonomy places the organism in Eukaryota, Metazoa, Chordata, Amphibia, Anura, Myobatrachidae. Gene Ontology annotation, molecular function: growth factor activity; cytokine activity. Gene Ontology annotation, cellular component: extracellular region. The record is from RefSeq and is a predicted model, not a curated record. The transcript has 2 exons. Bases 7 to 1065 code for a protein of 352 amino acids.
AGCACCAUGGACACAUCUGUCCUAUUCUUCACCUUUCUAGCCCUCUUGCUGGCUGACUGCUCUGAGCUCCCAUUCCAGGAGAGGAUGCUUCUCAAAGCCUUGGGAUUAAAUGGACGGCCCAGACCGGUUGCUCCAGGUCCUGUGCCAAAAACCCUUUGGAAAAUGUUUGAAAAGGGCAUCAAUAUAGAUGAUCCAUGCAGAAUGGAGGGCUUUCAAGUACCUGGAAAUAUUGUCAGAUCCUACAAAGACCAAGGACCUUUGAUUUCCAGUGAGUUGCCACAUGGAUCUUUAUGCUUCUCAAAAUACCUCUUCUUUGACCUUUCUGUUGUGGAGAAAAAAGAGCAGGUGACCCUUGGCCAACUGGAGAUCAAGUUCAAGCACAAUACCUACCAAGGGCAGGUGUUCCAGCUUCGGCUGUACCGAACUCUGCAUAUGUCCUUAAGGGGAAUGCGAGACAACUCAAUGAACAGGAAACUUUUGUUUGCUCGGUCGUUCCGUCUCCUUCACAAGUCUCUGUAUUUCAACCUAACAAAAGUAGCACAGGAUUGGGCUAACCAAGGGAACAAUAUGGGACUGGUUCUGGAAAUAUUAGCAGAUGGUGGUACUACUGUGAGCAAUAAUUGGUCUUCAACUUGUCAGCAAAUAGAUUUUUUCAUCCACACCUCUUUCCUAACUGUUUCUCUUGACCCAACCAGCUGCAAGACUCCUCGCACCAAAAGAAGUACUGAGAUUUCACCACCAACACCAAGCAAUAUUUGCAAAAAGAGGAGACUCUACAUUGACUUUAAGGAUGUUGGAUGGCAAAACUGGGUUAUUGCACCCCGUGGCUACAUGGCCAACUACUGCCAUGGAGAGUGUCCUUACCCACUAACAGAGAUGCUCAAGGGCACCAACCAUGCUGUUUUACAGACACUGGUGCACUCCAUAGAGCCAGAAAACACACCGCUGCCAUGUUGUGCUCCCACCAAGCUAUCUCCUAUCUCUAUGCUAUACUAUGAUAACAAUGACAAUGUGGUGCUAAGACAUUAUGAGGACAUGGUAGUGGAUGAAUGUGGCUGCAAAUGAAAAAGGUCUUAAUCUUUGACAGCAAUUCUUCACACCUAAAUGCUGCUCUGCAAAACGUUUGGAUUUUGUGAGACGUGUUCUAAUAAAUAAUUAGGACUAGUUUAUUCCAUCCCUAGAUAUCAUAAUGAGCUGUGAGGAGUAGAAGAAGAAUACUUCAAUUGAAUGAACCAAAGAGUUGUGAUAAUGAUGCCCAAGUCAAAUUGACUCGAUUUACAAACACUUUGCUCCCAGCAUUAACACAUAAAGCUGACUAUUGGAGACGUCCAAGGCUCGCUUCCACUUUGGCACCAUGUUAGCAGAGAAGGUGACAAGGGGUGGCUGGAAUUCCAUCCUACAGAAAUGCUAUUCAAGUAGAAGGAUGCAUCUUGUGAGUUUUUCCACUGCUUAAAGCACAUCCCAGAAAGGCAACAUAGCUUUGAAGAUUACAAACAGAAACAGUGUGGAAGUUUUGUAUUUUUAUUGGACUGUUUUUGACAUAUGAUCACAAAGAGACAUUAUUACAUGUUAAUUGCCUAUCUACAUUUGCACUGAACAAAGAUUGUUUUUUUUUGUUUUUUUACCCUUCCCUCUCCCUUUUCUAGAUAGCACUAAAUAACGAGCUUUAAUGGGAACGUCCAAAGAUUUCGGAAUAAUAUGUUGACUCCUGCAUGUUCGUACAUUACAUGCUUUUACAGAAUGAACUGUACUUUUAGGAUUGUUUACUCCAUAAGAUGCCAAACUGUAUG